AGGAAGUAAAGCCAAGCUGCAAUUUCUAGUCGCUCUCUAUCGUGGACUGUCUUCGGUAAUAGAUUCGGAGAAGAAGAAAGAUUUUGCAGUCAAUGUUGUUUUUGAAGGUGUGACGAUCCCUGAUGGAGAGAACCCGGACCUGGUCUACUAUGACAGCAGAACAGAUUCGCUAAUGAGAUACCAAGAUGAUACUGGCAUGGGUGUGAAACUAGAGAUGACUAAUAAGCAAGACAGCGGAAACCUUCAUUCUCACAGCUCUCGGACAGCGAACAAGGAUCUCGGCAUCUGCAAUCCUCCAGUGUCUCAGCAACACUGCGUUCAGACGAGCAGCGCCACUGGCCGAGUUCUCCGCCCCAAAGAUAAGCCGUUGCUAAUUUUGUAUCUGAAGAACAUCAAUCUUCCAUCCCCGGAUAA
Ostertagia ostertagi is the source of this 414-nucleotide messenger RNA. The record is from the annotation of a GenBank genome assembly. NCBI's taxonomy places the organism in Eukaryota, Metazoa, Nematoda, Chromadorea, Rhabditida, Trichostrongylidae.